AUGCUUACCGUCGAUAGAAGACAACAGCAUCGGGAAGGACGAUGCGCUGCCGAAGAAAAAGCAUCUAGUGGCAAAAAAAACGAUACCUCGUCAUCCCGAACGACAACAAGUAAAUCUGUACAGAAGUUCGAAAAAGGUCAUCGACGUGCAUUUUCGAUGCCCAGUUCAGGAGGAAAUCGUAUGACUCUGUCCAUAGAUGAUGGUUUGCAUAAACGACAUGUGGUCCGCUACAAACUUCAGCCACAUAGACAUCGUAAUGCAAACAAUACUUUACGAUCUAUUGAUAAUUGUAAAGAUUCAAAUUUCUCUUCUACUUUACAGUUUUGGGAAGCACGUUGGAAGGUAACAAAUUUCGAGUUUUUGCCCGUUUGGCUUCAAGAUAACGAAUAUUUACGAACCGGUCAUCGCCCACCGUUACCAAGUUUUGUUUCGUGUUUCAAGAGUAUAUUCUCAUUGCACACGGAGACUGGUAAUAUUUGGACGCAUAUGUUUGGUUGUGUUGCAUUUGUUGGUGUGACGCUGUUUUUCUUGUUACGUCCCAAUUCAUUGGUGCAGUGGCCUGAAAAAGUGGUGUUUUCAUCUUUCUUUCUGGGUGCAAUCGUUUGUUUGGGUAUGUCGUUUGCUUUUCAUACGGUUCAGUGUCAUUCGUUAUAUUUGUAUGCAUACAUAUGUGUAUUAUUAAACUUUGGUUCCUUCAUUCCUUGGAUCUAUUAUGGAUUUUAUUGUCGUACAGCGACGAUGAUCGUUUACAUGUCAAUGAUCUUUAUGCUGGGCAUUGCGGCAGUCAUUGUUUCACUAUGGGAUAAAUUUGCUGCGCCGAAAUUUCGACCGGUUCGAGCCGGUGUUUUCGUCGCAAUGGGUUUAAGCAGUAUUGUACCAGCGAUUCAUCUUUUUAUAACAGACGGUAUUCGUGUUCUGUUGGAUGAAGCAUCAUUGCAUUGGCUUUUGUUGAUGGGUUUACUCUAUUUGACCGGUGCGGCAGUUUAUGCGAGUCGUACACCGGAACGUUGUUUCCCAGGAAAAUGUGAUUUAUUGUUUCAAUCACAUCAGCUCUUCCAUAUGUUCGUAGUUGUGGCCGCAUUUGUGCAUUUUCACGGCAUCUGUGAAAUGGCGAUGAAAAAACUCGAGCAAGGCUCAUGUGCAGAGCAAGUUUUGGAUCGAUAUGGUAUCCAGUUCCAGCCAUCUUCACUCGACAAUUGGUUCGGUCUAGAUUCUUUGUGA
This is a messenger RNA of Anisakis simplex (herring worm), 1221 nucleotides long. Lineage: Eukaryota; Metazoa; Nematoda; Chromadorea; Rhabditida; Anisakidae. The record is from the annotation of a GenBank genome assembly.